Messenger RNA from Stylophora pistillata, 2091 nucleotides. RefSeq lists its product as uncharacterized. The record is from RefSeq and is a predicted model, not a curated record. Lineage: Eukaryota; Metazoa; Cnidaria; Anthozoa; Scleractinia; Pocilloporidae.
GCUCAUUUUGCUUAAGCCGGAAUUAUUGGCACUUGUACGGUAUGCGUCUCCUCUGCGUUGGAAGCUUCUUUUGGACUUUUUUGGGUACAAUUUAUCGCCGAUAGUAGAUUCCUGAUUGAAGUAGUUUCUGCCACCUGAAGAAAGAAUCUGUGCAUUCGAACUUCCAUGGCAGAUACAGAUACAACUUUGAAACAAACUAGCCCAGAAAGGAGAUCCAGGAAUAUAGAAAUAUUGAAUUUAAGAGCCAAAGCAGAUAAAGAAAUGUUUCCCAAAUACACAACAGCAGGGAGCAUGUUUGCGCCUCGAGUGGAAAACCGAGAAGAGCCACAGUUUGCUGAUUUCCGAAGCAGGGAGGCGGACAAUAUGAGACGGCCAGAUGUCAGGCAUAAGCCGUUCAUGCAGCCAGUGUACAGAACAUCCAAGGACAUCGACAGCAGACAGCGAAUCACGCCAUCAGAACGACUCAACGGAGUGAUUCGGCCCGAAUUCACGAGUUUAGCUGAUGUCUACGAAGGGGCCCUCCGUAAUGUAUUAGGCAUACAACUCCACCUGGCACUUGAUGAUCAGCAGUCGUUUGCACAGGACGCCAUAAAUGAUCUUCUUUUCAAUCGUGAGAAAUCUUUACCUGGCCACCACAGGGGAAUGCGACACGAUCAGAACAGUUGUAUAAAGAGGGGAAGCGAAAACCACCAACACAGUCUUCCAAGCGAUGGAAAUAAAGACAUAAAAAAGAUAGGCUCCUUUCAGGGGCGCACUUCUCUAAGGGACCCUCUGCGGGUUUCUGCAGGGGGCUCUGCCUUUCACGUCCCCCCAAAGAAGCCACGAUUAGAUGAAGAUAUACCUUAUUCCGAAAGGGGAUUUCCAAUGGAACACUACGCGCUUGCCCCAAGGAUGACCUUCCCACCGGACUAUCCCCCGAAUUCCUUCCAUUCCGCGAAAGGAGCACCGGGAAUGUACAACCGAAGGGUCAACGCGCCCGAAGCUGUGUCUCAUGCUUAUGGGACAAACGGGAUUCACAUCCCUUCACCCAGGGAUCGUUACUCUCUGUGGUCAUUCGGUCAUCAUCGAGAUCUCUCUGCUUUAUUUCCGGUGCGGUGUUCUUCUGUUGAAAGCGAUCGCAGGCUUCAUCGAGGAAGUUUCGAGGACGAGCAACGGAGAACUAUGGACUUCGAUCGCGUAAAUGGAUUUAUGCACCAGAAAACUGCCGUGCAGGUUAAAAACGAAAAGGACUCGAGAGAUGAAAUCACUAAACGCGAUCAAAAACCAAUUUUAACCGAAAAACGAAGCCCUUUGACCUCAGAUAAGGAGACAGGACUUGAACGGGAUUUGGAAAGAGACAAGCUAUCGCCAAAUUCUUCGUCUUCACCAAAAUCUAAGCAGGUUCACUCUUUAUUGAUUCCUCGAAGAUCGAGUCCAACGCACGGAGCUGUAGAUUUUCGAAUAAAAACGCGCUACCGAAGCGCGCUUAGAAAACUGGAAACCAGAAGAGAAGGAAGGAAAGGAAAUGGUGACGAUGAUAAAGAAGAGUUUCUGUUCAAGUUAGGACUCGAAAGAAUCGAUGCUUGAAUGGGUUAAGAUUCUGCUGAUUGACAACUGACAAAAUAAAUUCGAAAAAGAAAGAAAGACGUUUUCCAUGUUAAUCCACUGUAAAGUGAUCGACGACUUCUACAGCAAGGUGUGACGAAGCAAAAUUUACCUUCGACAGGCCAAGCAUCUUCUUGAACAAAUACAACUCGUGACGCCAUGAAUUGAGUAACUUGGUAGUUCGCGCAUGUGCAAAGAUGAAGAAGGAGAAGAUUCAGUUAAAAGUAAAUAAUCAUCGUCAUUUUGAAAUCGGUUAGAGAACGCCUCGACGGAAGCGUGUUUUUCUUUGCGUAAUUUAGGGAUUUUUUGCCUUUGUCGGGAGGCUUACAAAAUAUAUAUAUAUUUAUUGUUGAUACUCGAGCGAAGUACACAGCCUCUUAUUGCAAAAAUUCAGCUUAAAUCAGUAAAUCUUAAAUCUAGCUUACAAAUUCGUUCAAAGAGCUGAAUAUAAUGGUCGCAGUCGUCAUCACUUACAACUAUGGUAGAGAUUAAAACUAAUUUAGCCAG